ACGUGAUUUUCAGCAGCUAGCUAACGUUUGCUGCAUGGAUAUACACAUCUGAUGUGGACAAUGUAAUUUUGAUCAAUUACCAUUCUUAGGACAAGUAAUUUUGUCUACAUCGAGUUAUUAGCAAGUAGCUACAUUAUUUCGGGAGUUAAUAAUCAAAUGGACCGCGUCACACUUCUGUUUUUCGCAACCUAGCUAACGCUAGCUUUCUGUUCUAGCUAGCUACCAUUCCAUCGCCGAUUGACUGGUUAACCAUCAACAUGGCAAAGCAUAAAACAUCUGCAAAAACUCUUAUAAUUGAAGAUGAUGAAGUCCGAGAAGAUGGUGAUGAUAUGAAUCCCUUUUCCUUCAAAGAGUUCAUCCGCAGUAAAAACCAAGGGGAUCCAGAUGAGAAGAAGUACCCAACGCGAAAGGAGGCAUAUGGGCGCCCAUUCCUGGCAGAGGGGGAAUAUACUAUCCCGGGCCCUAAGAGCUUCGAUCAAGACUUCCAGGGUCACUUUUACAUAGACCCCGCACCGUUUCCUCAGUCUCUGGACAAUGAGACAAAGGAGUGGGCUGGGAGUUACCAGCCAUCAGCCAUUGAGGAGGCGCAUGAAUUUAGACUGUUUGGCACUGCAGCAGCAGACAGCAGCACAUACUCGGGUCAGUCUUCCCUGUGCACAGAGGAAGAAGAGGAUACUUCCUUAUCUGUAUGGCAGGUGGAUGAAGAAUUCUCACCAAAGGCCCCCCAGUACAGGAGGGCACCAGUGAACUAUGAGGGAGAUGACGAGACAUCCAUGGCAGAGCUCUCCUACAAGACCAAGAAGAGUAGUACAGAGAAUGGCCAUAGGGAUCAACAAAAGCUGAGGGAGGAAAAUACGCAGCUCAGGAAUAACAUUAAAUAUCUUGUGAAAAAGUCUGAGAAGGAUGAUCAAAGAAUUCGACACCUCACAGAUGAGUUGCAGAAGAGAAGAGUGCAGGAGGAGAGGGAGGCUCAGGCUUUAGAGACCAUGGUCCACUCCGUAGAGCAGAACUUGCAGUUAAUGACCAAACGAGCAUUGAAGGGUGAAAACCUUGUGUCAAAACUCAAACAGGAGCUUCAUCAAUUACAGGGCCAAGUAGAGGGGUGCCGAUAUGAGAAUGAGAGACUUCGAGCUAGAGAGACAGCUGCCUUAAAUACAAUGAAACACAACGCGCAAGUGGCCUCGGAGUACCUUAACAAAGCAGCACUCAAUGCUGAGACUUCCAUCAAGCAAUUACUUACAGGAGCAGAAGCUCUUUGUCUUGUAUCUCAACUGCUGCAGUCCAUUGACAACAUAUCUGAGAUUCACAAUGAAGGCUGAUGGAGUUUAAGGAGGCCAUAGAAUUCAGAUCUAGAACCAUCCAUCAAGAAACUGGAAAACAAUUAUGGCGUGUCAUUGUCACUCAACACUCACAGAGAAUCUAAAGUUGUAGCACUGAUUUGUGACAAAAUAAGAAAUAUUGCUUUUUUUACUUGUACUUCAUAAAAUGUUUAGUUUUGAACCACUUUAACAGGCCAUUUGAAAACAAUAUGCUAGCAGCUGUAUUUAAAGCUGAGGCAAAUAUGACUCAGAUUUCAAUGAAUAAAUGUGACUCAAAGU
Molecule: messenger RNA, 1598 nt
Organism: Salvelinus namaycush (lake trout)
Lineage: Eukaryota; Metazoa; Chordata; Actinopteri; Salmoniformes; Salmonidae
Product: endosome-associated-trafficking regulator 1-like
Exons: 8
Coding region: 258-1319 (353 amino acids)
Biological process (GO): positive regulation of cilium assembly; positive regulation of protein localization to cilium; regulation of cytokinesis
Cellular component (GO): ciliary basal body; early endosome; recycling endosome
Source: RefSeq, a predicted model, not a curated record